Messenger RNA from Olea europaea var. sylvestris, 1498 nucleotides. RefSeq lists its product as uncharacterized. Lineage: Eukaryota; Viridiplantae; Streptophyta; Magnoliopsida; Lamiales; Oleaceae. The record is from RefSeq and is a predicted model, not a curated record. The coding region runs from base 194 to 1198 and encodes 334 amino acids. The transcript is spliced from 7 exons.
UCGCAACAAGGUUAACGUUCACGAAAGAGACUGUACUCUCUCGCUCGCUCUUCCUUGCUGAUACUGCUAUACACCACAGCACCCAAUCAAUCUUCCAAAGUUAUCGUUAAUGGGGAUAAUUUACUACUAAAGGGGUUUGUGACGGCACAUAUAUUUUUUUGAUUUUCCCAUAAUUUUUGUUUGUUUCAAAUAAAUGUCUUCUAUAACGUUGAAAUCAUCGUUUUUCUUACCCUCUCAUUCUACUCCUUCGACUUCGUUUUUCCUGCCCGCUUCGAUCCGAUUCCCUCGGAAAUUGAAUCAUAAAGGAAGGUUUAGUGUUUUCAGAGCUCAACCUUUUGACAGUUCAGAAAAUAGUGAUCAAAAGAACAAUAAAAGUAGUUCCCCCAAUGCCGGCGACCCUAAAAUCCCCAAUGGCACUAUGCAUAAGAGCCGGAAGGAUAUCCUUUUGGAGUAUGUACAAAAUGUACAGCCGGAAUUUAUGGAAUUAUUCGUCAAAAGGGCUCCCCAUCAGGUAGUUGAUGCAAUGCGCCAAACUGUGACAAAUAUGAUUGGAACGCUACCUCCUCAAUUUUUUGCAGUAACAGUAACUAGUGUUGCGGAAAAUCUUGCACAGCUCAUGUAUAGUGUCAUGAUGACCGGAUAUAUGUUUAGGAAUGUGCAACAUCGGUUGGAAUUGCAGCAAAGCUUGGAACAGGUUGCUCUUCCUGAACCACAAGAAAAAAAGGAUGCACAAGAUUAUGCUCCAGGUACACAGAAAAAAGUGACAGGUGAUGUUAUAAGGUGGAACAAUAUCUCGGGUCCUGAAAAAAUAGAUGCAGUCAAAUACAUCGAGUUACUUGAAGCAGAGAUUGAUGAACUUAACCGCCAAGUAGCAAGAAAAACUGCUAAUGGACACAAUGAACUGUUGGAAUAUCUAAAAUCUCUAGAGCCUCAAAAUCUGAAGGAGCUAACAAGUAGUGCAGGGGAGGAUGUUGUGCUGGCUAUGAACACAUUUAUAAAGCGGCUCUUGGCUGUUUCGGACCCUAGUCAAAUGAAGACUAGUGUGACGGAGACAAGUGCCCCGGAACUUGCCAAGCUGCUUUAUUGGCUUAUGAUGGUUGGUUAUAGUAUUAGGAACAUUGAAGUUCGGUUUGAUAUGGAACGUGUACUCGGUGCAACAGCAAAGCUAGCCGAGCUACCUCCAGGCGAGAACAUCUAGGCGCCCAAUUGGAGCUUUGCGUCUUCUAGGAUGAGAAGCUUGGAGCUGUAUACCCUCUUACCACUGUGAAGGCAUUGUUUUUGUUGGUGACAUUACUACUUUUUAUAAGCUGUUCUGGUGAAUGUUAUGGAGAAUCAACUAAUAGAGGGAAGGCUUUUGGAUUCUUUCCUCCUGUUUUAGUUUAAAUUACAUUGAUGAGAAUGAUAGGUUUUAAAGGGACCGUCGGCCAAAACUGUGUUAGAAAUUGAACUACCUUAAAUCUUUUGCUCAAUUCAGCUUCAAAACUUUGUACUUGCUUUA